CAGCUCAUAUCCAUUUUUGGUGGCCACGUCCUUCAUAUAAAGCUGAGCUGAUCAUUCAUCUGCCUCACUCUCUAGUUAUGAGCUGUGGUGAUGAUGUGGUUCCUCCUUUUCCUCUGCAUAGCUCAUAUUGAGCCGGUGAUCUUACAAGAUGAAAACAGACUGAUUCUAAGGGAUGGGAGCAGACCGUGUGAAGGCCAUGUUGAAAUCUAUCAUGAGAAGAAAUGGGGCUACGUUGGAGAUAAAGGCUGGAACAGGGCUACUGAAGAAGUGGUGUGCAAAAGCAUAAACUGUGGGGAACCUAUGGAGGACUUAACAGUGGAUGUGGCGCGGCCCUUUGGUAGCACAGUCUGGCUCAAUGAAUUAAAGUGCAAUGAAAACGAUAAAAAUCUGUGGGACUGUGAUUUUCCUGGCUGGGCUAUCAGCUUUUACCCUGAAUUGACAGUGAAAAAGAUACAUGUACAAAUAACAUUAGCAUAAGCCUGGAUGGAUAUGACUGUGCAGGAGCUGUCCAGUUUUCCAUAAAUGG
Molecule: messenger RNA, 526 nt
Organism: Micropterus salmoides (largemouth bass)
Lineage: Eukaryota; Metazoa; Chordata; Actinopteri; Centrarchiformes; Centrarchidae
Product: scavenger receptor cysteine-rich type 1 protein M160-like
Exons: 3
Coding region: 91-477 (128 amino acids)
Cellular component (GO): membrane
Source: RefSeq, a predicted model, not a curated record